This is a messenger RNA of Fusarium verticillioides 7600, 4554 nucleotides long. RefSeq lists its product as hypothetical. The record is from RefSeq and is a predicted model, not a curated record. The transcript is spliced from 4 exons. NCBI's taxonomy places the organism in Eukaryota, Fungi, Ascomycota, Sordariomycetes, Hypocreales, Nectriaceae. The coding region runs from base 1465 to 1740 and encodes 91 amino acids.
CAGCGUAGCAAAUCCGAGCAGGAGCAGAACCUAUGCCUAUGUAAGGUAUUCAAAUGUAGGUAGGUAUGGGUUGGAUGGUAUGGUAAGGUAUGGUAUGGGUGGUGUCGGUUAUGGCGUGCGGUUGCAGGUUGAUAGCGAGGGGGUGUAACGACAUCACAACCAAGGUGUAGAGAUAGCGCCGAGUCCUUGAAACUAACCUCACACUCACACUCAGUCGGUGGGUACAGGUAUGGAUAUCACUGAAUGAAGCCACACACAAAGGCCCUCGUGGGUACGAUCUGGGGCCGACACCAAAAACAUGAUGGCGUCGAUGAAGUCCAAAAAGGUUGUAGCUAGAGAGGGCCAAGACAAAAGCUGCAAGUAGCUCGAAAAGAAUGAAGGGAUCAAGAACAACCUUGACGAUGAAUGAGGGGUCUAAGCUAAGCUGACCACUUAUUAACUUUUCAAGCUUGGCGGCAAGUAUACGCUACAGUUCAGUUUGUCUACGUGACGAUUAACCCCGUAGCAUAAGGCAGCGAAUGAAAUUGUUUGCUUCGUUUCUUAUCAUUCAUCCUGCGGGUAUUUAACUUUGUCUCAUUCAAGGACGGUUCCUGAUUUGGCGGGGUAUCGCAACAGCAACACUCAAGAGCUUACACAAAUAGGGUGUCAGGGCUGACUAUGCGUGCAGAAGCGCAGUAGAACAGGAUGGAAAGAAUGGGGAAAUGGGGAACAAGAUUCAAGAUUGCGGGUUGGAAACUGGGGAUGGAUGCUCACCAAUUUGGCUUGUUCGAUAAUAGAAAGCUAGAGGAAGCCAAGAGGAUAGAGGGGGAGCACCAGGCGAUAACGAAGACCGGAUUCAUCGUCACAAUGGGAAAGUAAAGUGACCAGAAGUUCCAUAAGUUAUAACCGCACCCGGACCCGGCAAGCAGAAACCGACUCGACCGACUGAUAAGAGAAGUGAAAAGAAACGCCAUCUUCGAUUCAACGUCACUGCAGAAGUACCAUGCACUAUCAGGGUACCUUUGGUGAUGGUCUGACUCAAGCCAAGACACAGGUAUCAUGGCAUGAUGGGAGUACAUUAACAGUUGCCCUUUUUGUCCAUCAGGAUUUCGACGGAACCACUCCGAAUCUUUCUUAUCAGUACUUCUACCAAGUAACUUCCCGGAUGAAACGGGUUUAACUCUUGACCGUCCUUUUAAAUGAAGAGAUUUUCCUCCCUUACUCAGGACAGGGCAAGAUACGAAAGAUAAAGAGACUUCUACUAAUGUUGCCUUUUCGACCCCAGGUGAACCCUACAGGUGCCCCUGCACCAGGGCUGCACUCCCAUGGUAGUUGGACGCAGCUAUUCGGUGGGCCAUUUACAGACGUCAAAACAGACCACCCAAGCACAAGUUACCUUACCCUCGUGAUGAUGAUGGAAAUAAUGGUUUCCGGGAAUCCAGAGGCGUUACGUUAACUCACUACCCAAUAUGAAAGCUGGAGCCAAUGCCAGACGCGCACGGCAACAGGGUCGCCAUGGGUAAAAAAAUUCAAAUCGGCCGGCUACGCCUUGAAAAAGCUUCUGGAGCCGUCAAGGUGGAUAGAGGAUCGGCCAAGAUGGUCAAGCUUGGACCAAUCGGGACAAAAAUUGAUUGCUCGUGCCUGCUGGAUGUCGUUAGAAGGCGAAGGUUUGGACGCAAUACCACCGAAACUCGUGUUCCCAUUUGCCCCUCCGGCAAUGCCAUCGAAGGCCUCAUUUCACUCACAUCUGGCUGUGAAUAACAUCUUCCUUUCGGUCUCCCACUUCGUAAUUGUUAAAAACUUCAGACAAGACCCUCUCUUGGACUAAACCCAGCACAGAUUGAAAGUCCGGGGAUGGCCAAUCACACCAAGAAUAGUUCAAGCUUGUCUCUGAAUCGGCGAUCCAAGGCGCUGGGCUUAUCGCCCAGAACUUGCUGAUGUAUUGAUAUCUCCAGGUCGGUGUCUCAAAGUCAACUGACAAGGAAGCUUAUUUAGCGCCCCAUGUUUGUAUCAGCCAUGAAGUCAGCCUACUGUCGGAUAGGUGUAGGUUAAUAUUUCCCUGCAUAAUAAGUGAGUAGGGGGACUCGACUCGACUCGUGAGCGGCCGAUCUGGGUAACAUCUUGGCAGCUCUUGCAUAUCUGUCUCCGAGUUGAAAUGUCAUUUUAACCAUGAAGGUGUCGAUGUCGGUGUCCAACAAGGAAUUCCAGGUCCAAUAACCACAACCAGACAAAGGCAGUGCCACCCAUGUCAUGACAAGAGAGACAACUUGCACAAACGACGGGGAUGCUCCAGGUUCCAGAUUGCGGAAUCGGCCAUACCCCAACAACAUCAUUCGCCAAUAGGCGCCGGUCCUCAUUCCCAUUACAUAGCUUUUACUCGAUUCCAUCUACAACGUUGUUGUCGGGACAUAUAGAUAGAAAAUUAGAGUAAUUUGCUUUCUCCUAUUCGGUUCAUGUUAGCCUGAUGAAUGCAUCACAAGACCACGGCUGGUCCGUCCCUUGAUGUUGACCUGGUCUAGUACCUGUUUGCUAAAUCAACCCCUCAUCAUCACCCAACAGUACGGCGCAGUAUAAGCAGACAGGACCAUGAUGGAAGUGGCCUCUCCAUUUUGAGCCUACGCGGCGCAGUGGUUCCCCCACGAUUGGCACGUAUGGCGCGAUACUACCUCCUCCACACUAUCAUGAAUCCAAUAUCAGGUCGGAGAGGGGAGCUGAUGUCUCAUGUACCUCCUCACUCCUCACUCCUCACUUCUCCUCAUCCAUGAUGGUGACUGCAUUGCAGCCGAGGCAUUCUGGCAUGAUUUGGUUGGAGAGAAGAAUGGUCUAGCUAAUGCUCUCUGCCUGGGCACGGAAUACAAAAGGCUGUUGGUUAUAGGUUGCUGCGCGAGCUGAAGUAUCAGGCUGGCAUAUUGGACAGGUCGCUUCAGUUGCACUGACUUCAGCUUGUCGCCGACAGACGGAACUUUGAUAGGGCAGGCGCUUAUUAGUUAUCAGUCCCAGUAGUAUUAUCCGUAAAUGGCAGUUGUUUUUCACUUCGGAAUACACCUAUCUAAUCUAUCGACUUACAAACGUUCCCUUAAUUUCUCAACCUCUUCCCUACACUUCUUCCACCUUCACAAUCAUGAACGAUCAAACCACAAUGUCACCAACCAUUGCAAAUCCCAUUAGGACCACCCUGAGGCUCUGCCAGUGAUCGACCUUAUUAGAGUGUUAAGCAAUCUAAGCGGGCAGCCGGUCGUACCAACCAGCAGAGGAACAGUAUACCGGUGCUACUGGGAGGCCAACAAACGAUCCAUGACUUUGCCUGCCUGUCCUCCACGAACGAAACAGAUCUUCGCAUCCCCGUGGGAGCGAACCGACUAGGAACGCACGCUCCCGCUACUAAAUUGAGGUUCGGGUCCAGGUCCAUGAUCCAGGUCUUGGUCUCUUGCUCCUUUGGAACUGAACACCCAGUUGGCCGGCGGCCAGAUAUUUGGUGGUAUUCAACCCCGAAAAGACAAAGACCAGGGCAGAAAGCUGCCCACGAUAGAAGUGGAGGUGGUUGAAGAAGUGCCGAAGUAGCGUUCAAAUUAGGUAAAAGUAUCCAGGCAGUACCACGACUCUCCAGUCAAAAAUUUUCAACCCGAAUCCAUUUCUCAUCAACUUGACAACACGUCUAACAUCAAGCUGCCUAUUUGUUCGCGCAACUGAUAGCGGCGUCGUGGGAUGGCCAUGAAGCCCUUGUUGGUCACCAGACUCGCAAACGAAAUGAAAUGAAACGAACCGAAACGAUCUUCUGCUAUGUUAUGCUUUUCGAGGGCUCUCCAUCGUGGCGGAUAACUUCCCCUAGUAUGCGGUACUGUCAUGGUUAUUGAUGGCAGAAGCAUUGUUGAUUUGACUUAUAGUGGACUCUGCAGUUUCUUGACAUGUUGGAUGCACGAAGACCUUUUCAUAGUUCCUUUGGGUAUUUUUACUUUAUUCAAUACCAAUCUCACUGAUGUUGUUCAUUACGAGCCGGUCUGAAAACGAUCAAAACGGUUCAUGGUUGGGACUUCACGCUGCCAGUAAUGAUUGACGUUGCCCUUUUGCGACUUUGACUUGCAUGACUACCUUUUGGUCCUCCAGGGUUAAUCGGCUCAGGGGUGGUUUGCCGGUCACCUGCUCAAUACACGGCGUAUGGGCCCGGCCGUCAUGCUCUAGAACCGUGAUUUCGUUCUAGAAGGUUCAAAUUGCGAAUUGGCGGUCUAUCAAACGCAAUCACACGACCUGAUCAAUAGGCAUUACUUUCAAUACUCGACUGCACUGCAAGCCGACAUUUUCGGAACGUACAGUAUACUUCAGCGGGAGUUCCGUGUUGCUUAUAUGGUGUUGUGCAAGUUUAUGUUGUGUCGACGGAUGGGAUCCCGACGCCGCAACUGAUAUGACCAUCUCCGCGGAGGAUACGGCGCCACUAAUUUUACCAACCAAUUCCCCGGAUCGACGUCAUACAUCCCUGUAAUCACCAUGAUCCUACGGAUUGGGUUUUGUUGUUAUCAUAUCGUUUACUGACAUGCUUAUCGGCGGGUGUUUCAAGGCGAACACGUCAGCCAUUUCGCA